Molecule: messenger RNA, 255 nt
Organism: Diaporthe amygdali
Lineage: Eukaryota; Fungi; Ascomycota; Sordariomycetes; Diaporthales; Diaporthaceae
Exons: 1
Coding region: 1-255 (84 amino acids)
Source: RefSeq, a predicted model, not a curated record
AUGAGAGACAAUCUUUUACUGGCUGCCGGCCUCUUCGACGAAGAUAAGUUAUGCAAUGUGCUGCUCGAGUUUGAAGAUAUCCCAAAUGAGAAGUCUGGUCUGGUGGUAUGGGGCGAGCCAUGGGACCCUGCUUCAUGGGAAGCGAGUGAGGCGUUCAUCAAGGAAUGGACAUGGGCAAUCAAAGGAUGCACGGAACUUUUGAACUCGACAAAUUUCUGGCGAGCUCGGCGUGGUGAAAGGCCGGUGAAGUGGUAG